Messenger RNA from Aspergillus thermomutatus, 1101 nucleotides. Its product is annotated as zinc-binding alcohol dehydrogenase family protein. Gene Ontology annotation, molecular function: oxidoreductase activity, acting on NAD(P)H. The transcript has a single exon. Bases 1 to 1101 code for a protein of 366 amino acids. The record is from RefSeq and is a predicted model, not a curated record. Lineage: Eukaryota; Fungi; Ascomycota; Eurotiomycetes; Eurotiales; Aspergillaceae.
AUGUCCCAAAAAGCCCUCAUCCUCCAGGAAAUCGGCCAGCAUCUAGUCGAGGUUGACCGUCCCAUCCCACAACCGGGCAAGGGCGAGCUCCUCAUCAAACUGACCUCUGUCGGCCGUAGGCCUCUCCUCCUCCACUGCACCGCACAAACUAACCGGUUGAUAGUAAACCCCCAUGACCAGAAAUCCCGCGAUCGCGGUCUCUUUGUGGCAACUACCCCUUACAUCCCCGCGCACGAUCUCGCCGGCGAGAUCAUCGCCAUCGGACCGGAGACAACCACUCACCUCACCAUAGGCGAGCACAUCUUCGCCCAGAGCCGGCUGCCACUCAACCAAGUCCUCAACGACUUCAACGGGCUGCAGCAGUAUGCCCUGGUAGACAUCAAGUAUGCCGCCAGAGUCGCCGACACCGGUCUCUCGGAUGACGAGGCCGCUACCAUCCCCGUCAACGUAGCCACGGGCUUCGUGGUGUUCUUCUCCGAGGGUGGGUUCGGAAUACCCCUGCCCGACAGCGGCGUGGACUUUGACUACGCGUCCCAGAAGCUAGUGGUCGUCGGCGCAGCAACGAACUGCGGCCGGUACGUGAUCCAGUUUGCCAAGUGGUUGGGGUUUGGGGUCAUUGUUGCCGUGGCCGGGCUACGGACGGAGGACGAACUGAGGGAGAUUGGGGCUACGCAUGUGGUUGAUCGGCAUGCGAGCGAUGUCCUCUCCCGGGUGCGGGACAUCGUGGGCGAUGAGCUCGUCUACGCACUUGAUGCCUUCAAUUUCGGACCGAAGCAGGAGCUGGGGGUUGCGGUGCUCUCGGACUCGAGGCGCGGGACGUUGGUGACGCUUGCGCCGGCGGUUGGGGAGAUUGAUAGAGCAAAGACUGGGGAGAAGAGGGCGGGAUAUGAGCGCCGGUUUAUCAGGGGUGCGUUUGCGACCCAUCCGGAUGGCUUUUCGAAGCUGUUCUGGGAGAGGAUUACGGGGUGGUUGAAGGAGGGGGUGAUCCGGCCGAGUAAGUAUCGGGUUAUUGAGGGGUUGGAUGCGGAUAGGAUCAAUGCUGCGUUGGAUGAGUAUCGUGAUAUGGGAGGAAUGAAGGUGCAAGUCCAUCCGAAUGUUUGA